Molecule: messenger RNA, 902 nt
Organism: Chanos chanos (milkfish)
Lineage: Eukaryota; Metazoa; Chordata; Actinopteri; Gonorynchiformes; Chanidae
Gene: ing4
Product: inhibitor of growth family, member 4
Exons: 8
Coding region: 1-753 (250 amino acids)
Biological process (GO): positive regulation of apoptotic process; regulation of DNA-templated transcription
Cellular component (GO): nucleus
Source: RefSeq, a predicted model, not a curated record
AUGGCGGCGGGAAUGUAUCUAGAGCAUUAUUUGGACAGCAUAGAAAAUCUACCAUUUGAACUGCAGAGAAAUUUCCAGUUAAUGCGGGAUUUGGAUCAGCGAACCGAGGACUUGAAAGGGCAGAUUGACUCUUUGGCUCGUGAAUACACGGCAAAUGCGCGCACGCUGUCUUCGGAACAGAAGCUGUCUUUGUUGAGGCAGAUCCAGCAGUCAUAUGGCAAGUGUAAAGAGUUUGGCGAUGACAAGGUCCAGCUGGCCAUGCAGACCUAUGAGAUGGUGGAUAAACAUAUCCGACGGCUGGACACAGACCUGGCCCGAUUUGAGGCCGACCUGAAGGAGAAACAGAUCGAGAGUACAGAUUACGAUUCUACUUCAAGCAAGGGGAACAAGAGUGAACAUCGUGGGCCUAAGGAGAAGAAGGUGGCUCGCACCAGGUCAAAGGUGAAGAACUCGGACGAUGACUGCAGCCCGAAGAGCGGACAGAAGAAAGUGAAGCUAAUGCAAACGGCGGAAUUCUCAUCUUCAUCAGUGAAUUUUGGGAAUGUUCACCCGUCAGACGUGCUUGACAUGCCAGUGGAUCCGAACGAGCCGACCUAUUGCCUCUGUCAUCAGGUGUCAUAUGGAGAGAUGAUUGGCUGUGAUAAUACAGAUUGCUCUAUUGAAUGGUUUCACUUUGCCUGCGUCGGCCUGACCACCAAGCCCAGGGGAAAAUGGUACUGUCCACGGUGCUCACAGGAGAGGAAAAAAAAGUGAACGUCAGAGUGAACAUUUCAAGCGAGAGUAAAUGUCAGAGUGGAAGGUAGAUAAAGAGAGGGAUGAAGUGUGUUUUCUUUUCAUCCACACCCUCCUUUAGACACUAAUCUAGUCCUUUUCUGCCCCCCCCUCCCCCCCUCGUUUUCACC